This is a messenger RNA of Lachnellula hyalina, 1431 nucleotides long. RefSeq names its product putative alcohol acetyltransferase. The transcript is spliced from 2 exons. Bases 1 to 1431 code for a protein of 476 amino acids. The record is from RefSeq and is a predicted model, not a curated record. Gene Ontology annotation, molecular function: N-acetyltransferase activity. NCBI's taxonomy places the organism in Eukaryota, Fungi, Ascomycota, Leotiomycetes, Helotiales, Lachnaceae.
AUGUUGAGACUUGUGGGUAACAUAGAACGUUUCUCAACCGCAAGGCAUAAUUUAGGAAUUUACAGAUGCGUAGCUAACACAGCUCGAUAUUCUACCACUCAUGAUUCUGGAGAGCUUUCUCUUGCCAUCGAAACCGCAUUGGUCAAGGUCAUCCUCGAGCACCCCGCGUUAUGCUGUGGGAUAAUCAACGAGGAUAAAAAUGACCCUGCCUACGUCCGCCUUGACUCCAUCGGUGUCUCAAUGUGUAUUGACUAUCGAACGCUUAAAACUUCGAGUGCGGAGGAACACGAGCAAGAGUUAAUCAGAAUCCUCGAACAGAGACAUUCAGAGCUGUGGCCAGACCCAAGCACCCUUCCUCCUUGGAAGGUAAUCAUCGUUCAGUCUGAUGCACUUUCUUCUCAAGGGUCGGCUUUCGAUGCCAUCUUCGCAUUUCACCAUGCGUUGGCUGACGGAUUGAGUGGAGUCGUCUUUCAUCGCUCCUUCUUGCACGCUUUGAACAGCUCAGAGGGCGACAAAUUAACAAGCCGGAUUAUCAAAAUACCAGAGCCAAUCAGCUUACCGCCUGCAAUGGAAAAGACUAUCGACUUCAGAAUAUCCUGGUUUUUCCUUCUUUUGCAACUCUGGAACGAGAUUCGGCCGCGCUGGUUGUUCCCCGACCCCUCCCCGCCAUGGACGGCAUUGCCCUGUUCGGCAGCAAACAUUCAGAACUACAAGUCCCGCGUUCGGAUCAUGACGAUAGAGCCCGAACUUGUGCCUAAAAUCCUUGCGGCGAGCAGGGAACAAAAGGCAACGAUUACGGGUCUUCUUCACGGGUUGAUCGUUACUUCCUUGACAACUCACGUACCCGAGGCUACGAGUUUCGCUUCUGGAACACCAUUUUCUCUCCGUCAUCUGACUGGAUUAUCCCCAACCAAAGAAAUGGGUGUGCAAGUCUCCGCUCAUACCUCGACAUAUACACCAGAAAUCAUAUCUCGCAUUCGCUCUUCCAGGACGCCGGAACAGGUCACGUCCGAAAUAUGGAACAUUGCACAGGAUUUCCGCGCCGCAAUGGCUGCCGAGCUUGCAGCACUUCCGAACGACAAUCCAGUUGGUUUGAUACCUUACAUCUCAAGUAUGCAUCAAUUUUUCCAAUCAAAGAUAGGGAAGCCGAGAGCAGAAACAUAUGAGCUCUCUAAUGUAGGCAAUAUGAAUAACAAGGAAGUUGAAGGGAAAUGGAAGGUCGAGAGAGACUUUUUUACGCAGUCAGGGAUGGCGACUGGUCCUCCUGUAAGCUUCAACGUUGCAAGUGUGAGCGGAGGACCCCUUUGUGUCACCGUCACGUGGUUGCAGGGCGAUAUUGAGGAAGAGCUGGUUGAUAAGUUGGCAAAAGAUGUGAAGUUUGGACUCAAAUGUAUUGCGGAAGGGAAGGAAGUCUCCUUGGGACUUUCAUGA